Hipposideros armiger (great roundleaf bat) is the source of this 4189-nucleotide messenger RNA. It is a transcript of the gene BZW1, whose product is annotated as basic leucine zipper and W2 domains 1. The transcript is spliced from 12 exons. The record is from RefSeq and is a predicted model, not a curated record. NCBI's taxonomy places the organism in Eukaryota, Metazoa, Chordata, Mammalia, Chiroptera, Hipposideridae. Bases 444 to 1703 code for a protein of 419 amino acids. Gene Ontology annotation, cellular component: membrane; cytoplasm. Gene Ontology annotation, molecular function: protein binding.
CGGGGCCGACGUGUCCAACGUCCUCGAGGCUGGCGGGGGCGAGAGGCGCCUUUCGUUUCUUAGCCCCUCCACGUGCUAAGAGGCCGGAAAACGAGGCGGCGAAAGAAUGAUAGGCCAGUCGAGGAUCCGUGUCCGGGAAGCCUGGCCCUCAAUCAGGAACUAAAGAAGGGCUGGAAACCUUCCUUCCUCCCUUCCCCUACGUUCCCAUCCUGAGCCAGAAGGCAUGGAGAAGGCGGAGGCGCAGGGCCACGAUCCGGGAGCGGCUGGGCAGGGCGCCAGCGGGAGAAGUCUCGCGAUAGGAUAUGCGCCGGGGCGGCGGUGGCUCCGCUUCCCUCCUCCUCUUGCUCGCGUUAGUUCCGGCCAUAGAGGAGAGACCGCCGCAGUUGUCGCCGCAUCGGGGAUUUCUGGCUCUUUUCUCUUCGCCUUAAAUUCGGGUGUCUUUUAUGAAUAAUCAAAAGCAGCAAAAGCCAACGCUAUCAGGCCAGCGUUUUAAAACCAGAAAAAGAGAUGAAAAAGAGAGGUUUGACCCUACUCAGUUUCAAGACUGUAUUAUUCAAGGCUUAACUGAAACUGGUACUGAUUUGGAAGCAGUAGCAAAGUUUCUUGAUGCUUCUGGAGCAAAACUUGAUUACCGCCGAUAUGCAGAAACACUCUUUGACAUUCUGGUGGCCGGCGGAAUGCUGGCCCCAGGUGGUACACUGGCAGAUGACAUGAUGCGUACAGAUGUCUGUGUGUUCGCAGCACAAGAAGACUUAGAGACCAUGCAAGCAUUUGCUCAGGUUUUUAACAAGUUAAUCAGGCGCUACAAAUACCUGGAGAAAGGUUUUGAAGAUGAAGUAAAAAAGCUGCUGCUGUUCUUAAAGGGUUUUUCAGAGUCGGAGAGGAACAAGCUGGCUAUGUUGACUGGUGUUCUUCUGGCUAAUGGAACACUUAAUGCAUCCAUUCUUAAUAGCCUUUAUAAUGAGAAUUUGGUUAAAGAAGGGGUUUCAGCAGCUUUUGCUGUAAAGCUCUUUAAAUCAUGGAUAAAUGAAAAAGAUAUCAAUGCAGUAGCUUCAAGUCUUCGGAAAGUCAGCAUGGACAACAGACUGAUGGAACUUUUUCCUGCCAAUAAACAAAGUGUUGAACACUUCACCAAGUAUUUUACUGAGGCAGGCUUGAAGGAGCUUUCAGAAUAUGUUCGGAAUCAGCAAACCAUAGGAGCUCGUAAGGAACUCCAGAAAGAACUUCAAGAACAGAUGUCCCGUGGUGAUCCAUUUAAGGAUAUAAUUUUGUAUGUCAAGGAGGAGAUGAAAAAAAACAAUAUCCCAGAACCUGUCGUCAUUGGAAUAAUCUGGUCCAGUGUAAUGAGCACUGUGGAAUGGAACAAAAAAGAGGAGCUUGUAGCAGAGCAAGCCAUCAAGCACUUGAAGCAAUACAGCCCUCUACUUGCUGCCUUUACUACUCAAGGUCAGUCUGAGCUGACUCUGUUACUGAAGAUUCAGGAGUAUUGCUAUGACAACAUUCAUUUCAUGAAAGCCUUCCAGAAAAUAGUGGUGCUUUUUUAUAAAGCUGAAGUCCUGAGUGAAGAGCCCAUCCUGAAGUGGUAUAAAGAUGCACAUGUUGCAAAAGGGAAAAGUGUCUUCCUUGAACAAAUGAAAAAGUUUGUAGAGUGGCUCAAAAAUGCUGAAGAAGAAUCUGAGUCUGAAGCUGAAGAAGGUGACUGAAUUUUGAAACUACACCCUCAGUAAAGCAAACAGGAGUUGUAGAUAAAAUGUCAUGUCUCAUGUGUCCUGGUUCUUACAUCUUCCUACCUCCCUAUAUCAAGCAUGAUAUAAGGGCUUUCAUGGCAAAUUUUAUUUUAACUUUCUAUGGUUACUGGAAAUGUUGGGUUUAGUUCCUAAAACCAUGUUUUAAGUAGCUACAGGAGCUAUAGAUUUGAAUCUAAUGUUGCAUUAGUCUUUUCAGUUAUCUUCUACCUCCUGUAUUUUCUACUGUAAUAAUGUAAUUUAAGGCCUUCCACAAUGAACAGUUCACUUUUUCCUUGGGUUUUCUAUAUAAACAGUUUUCAAGAUAUGAUUUGGUUAAAAAUAAUUUGUUAUAAAAAUUCUGUUCGCAAAUUAAACUGUAAAAGUAUCCAAAGUCUCAAAAGGCAAUGAUUUGUGUGAUAAUUUGGUAUGCCCAAAGCCCUCCUCAUCAAUGAAAAUCUCAUAUACAAUAAUUGAAUUCAUUAACAUGAAUCUUGAAUAUGUGAACCAUUGCUUACAUGUUAAUAUUUUCUUGCGUUUUUAACCCCAGAUGUCCUUGAGCUCAAUUGUUUGCUCUCUGGUUUUCAUUCCUUAGUGAAGCCAUGGAGAAGAAGCUUGGAAGUGAGGUCUUUGGGAAAUUGUAUGUGGCAGAAGUGGUGGGAAGAAGAAAGUUGAGCUUUUUCCCAUUGAGAAACUUCUGCAUUCAGUUUGUAUCUUUCCAGGCAAAACAAAUGGGUAUUAUUUUCAUAGCAUUUUCACUGUACUUUAGAAAAGUCUUGUCAUUUAAUGAAUUUAACACUUAUAGAUUGAUAGGAAAGGACUCAUGAAAUAGUGUGAGUAAAGGAAUUGACUGUACUAAACCCAGUAUAUUGUUGAAAAUGUUAAAUGAUCAAUGGUUCUAAUGGGGAUUCUAAAUAACUCAUAUUUCCUAUUGGCCUAGAGUAUUUGAUGUAAAGAAUGGGGUACAAUGGUAAUGAUAUAUUCCCACUUGGUCAUAUAGGAUCAGUUUCAUUUUCUUAACAUAUUCACUAAUGACUCAAGCGUCUGGCUAUUAACAUACCCUAGUUGCCUUUUUCUUUCAUUGCCAUGAGCCAAAUAUCUGCUAUACAAUUGAUCCAUUUAUUUUAAUGGCUGCCUUUUAAUGUCUUUCUUUUCUUGCUGUCACCCAUCUAUAUAUGUAGUCAGUAGAAAACAAAAUGUGAUCACCCUUUUUGGUUCAAAAGUUCAUGUUAAAAGUGAACACUUUGAAAGUGUUGAUUGUUGAAAGAAAUUAGCUUGGAAUGAUGAAUGCCACCAGAGACUGACUGAAAAUUGCCCCUUUCAAAGGUGCCAUUUUUAUGAGCCAAGAAUUUGGUGUUUAGAAGUUCACCUGGAAGGAGUAACAUGUAGUAUAAUUUGAAAGGUAUAUAGUAAUCUUAUGAAGAGCAUUAUUACUGAUAGCAUUGUGAAUAGGGUGAAAUUGUUAAAGUUUUCAUGCACAGGCAAAAUAUAUUCAGUAGGUUUCUACAUAGUGAUCUGCUUUUACUUUGUAAUUUGUAGUACUCAAGACUUUUUUUUAAAAAAAUAAAGUCCAUCCUUAUCAGUUUAUAUAGGUCAGUCUUUUUAAUUUUUUAUAUUUUGUAAAUUCCAUGUUAAUGCCCAGUGGUAACUGUAUGUUAUGCAUUCAAGUGUCUUUACUAUGUAAGUAUUAAAUAAUUGCUCUUUUCAUCCUUAUAAUUCCCAAACUGUAAACACCUACACAGAAUUCUGAUGUAGCAGAAACUACAUUAACAUUUCUACAACCAAAUCAUUGCAUGUUACUGCCAUUCAAAACGUACCCUGUUUAAUUAUAUACUGUGUAUAGUGAAUGAGUGUGUAGUCUUCCAGAACUACAUUAUGAUCUUUGAUCAUAGCUUUUUUUUUCAUAAUGACAAAGUGGUGUUUACUAACUACAUUUACAGUAAAUGGGUAAGUCACCUGUGACAGUAUAAAGAAAGGGAAUGCUUUCUGAAAAGACUGGAGAUUUUCAUUUUGAAUUUUAAGUGGUUAUUUUGGAACUCAGCUGCCAGUGCCAACCUAUGGUCUCAAAUAUGUAAUUAAAACAUGUUAAAAUUGUACUUGUAAUUAUGAUUGGAUAAAUGUUCAUUGAUUUUCCUAACUUGGUGUCGGUUUCUAAAGAUAAGUCUCCUCUUAGAUGCCAUAAUUAAAUGUGUGUUUAGAGAUGAUGAUAAGUUUCCUAAUCUUAAUUAUUUCUGGGAGUAUUGUCCUAGAGAUACUUAUUAUGCUGUUCUUAUGAAAACUCCAAAUACCAAAAAGGCCACAGGAUAUUUUGACAUAGCAUAAUGAUGGUGGUGAGAGAAAAUGCAUGUGACUAAGAGAUCUACUUCUAACUCUUGUUUCUCAAAGCUCAUUAUCGCCCUUCCCCAGGAAGCCUUUUUAGACUUUUCUAAUAGCAUCCCAAUAAAUUUUAAUAUAGAUAUACUGUA